Eptesicus fuscus (big brown bat) is the source of this 986-nucleotide messenger RNA. RefSeq names its product reticulon 3 (gene RTN3). NCBI's taxonomy places the organism in Eukaryota, Metazoa, Chordata, Mammalia, Chiroptera, Vespertilionidae. The coding region runs from base 179 to 889 and encodes 236 amino acids. Gene Ontology annotation, biological process: brain development; endoplasmic reticulum tubular network formation; neuron differentiation. The transcript is spliced from 7 exons. The record is from RefSeq and is a predicted model, not a curated record. Gene Ontology annotation, cellular component: postsynaptic density; neuron projection.
GCUCGCGCUCCCGCCCUCUCGCUGUGCCCGGCUGAGUCGGUCAGUCUGUCGGAGUCUGUCCUCGGAGCAGCAGGAGCGAGAGGAUUUCGCAGAGCCCACCCCCGUCCUAUUAUUUUCUUCCCCCUCCCUCUCUCCCGCCCCACGUCUCGCUUCACCCCUCUCUCGCCCUUGCGCAGCCAUGGCGGACCUGUCGGCGGCCACUCAGUCCCCGUCAGUCUCCUCGACGUCCUCCGGGGCCGAGCCCUCUGCGCCCGGCGGGGCCGGGAGCCCGGGAGCCUGCCCCGCCCUGGGGACGAAGAGCUGCGGCUCCUCCUGUGCGGUGCACGAUCUGAUCUUCUGGCGAGAUGCGAAGAAGACUGGGCUUGUCUUUGGCACCACGCUGAUCGUGCUGCUCUCCCUGGCCGCUUUCAGCGUCAUCAGUGUGGUUUCUUACCUCAUCCUGGCUCUCCUCUCUGUCACCAUCAGCUUCAGGGUCUACAGGUCUGUCAUCCAAGCUGUGCAGAAGUCAGAAGAAGGACAUCCAUUCAAAUCCUACCUGGAUGUAGACAUUACUCUGUCCUCAGAAGCUUUCCAUAAUUACGUGAAUGCUGCCAUGGUGCACGUCAACAGGGCCCUGAAGCUCAUUAUCCGUCUCUUUCUGGUGGAAGAUCUGGUUGACUCCUUGAAGCUGGCUGUCUUCAUGUGGCUGAUGACCUAUGUUGGUGCCGUUUUCAAUGGAAUCACCCUUCUGAUUCUGGCUGAACUGCUCAUUUUCAGUGUUCCCAUUGUCUAUGAGAAGUACAAGACCCAGAUUGAUCACUAUGUUGGCAUCGUGCGUGAUCAGACCAAGUCGAUUGUUGAGAAGAUCCAAGCAAAACUACCUGGAAUCGCAAAGAAAAAGGCAGAAUAAGGACAUGGAAACCAGAAAUGCCACAGUUACUAAAACACCAUUUAAUAGUUAUACUGUUGUUGCUUGUACUAUGAAGGAAAGUGCUCAGUGUCAGCUU